Abrus precatorius (Indian licorice) is the source of this 2400-nucleotide messenger RNA. RefSeq names its product G-type lectin S-receptor-like serine/threonine-protein kinase At4g27290. Gene Ontology annotation, biological process: protein phosphorylation; recognition of pollen. The coding region runs from base 1 to 2400 and encodes 799 amino acids. Lineage: Eukaryota; Viridiplantae; Streptophyta; Magnoliopsida; Fabales; Fabaceae. The record is from RefSeq and is a predicted model, not a curated record. The transcript has 8 exons. Gene Ontology annotation, molecular function: protein serine/threonine kinase activity; ATP binding.
AUGGACUUGCUUUUUCUCGUGAUUAUGGUUGUUUCUAUCAUGAGAGUUUCUAUAGCAGUUGAUUCUAUUAAUGUGUCCCAGUCCAUUAGUGAUGACAAGACCUUGGUGUCUCAAGGUGGAACAUUUGAGCUUGGUUUCUUCAGCCCAGGUGGUUCUAACAACAGUUACUUGGGUAUUUGGUACAAGAACAUCCCAGAUAAGAAAGUUGUUUGGGUUGCAAAUAGGGAAAUUCCCAUCAAUGGUUCCUCAGGUAUGUUAACAGUGAACAGCACAGGCAACCUUGUACUUAGCCAAAAUGGCACUGUUGUUUGGAAUACAACGUCUAGAAAACAAGCACAUAAUCCAGUGGUGGAGCUUUUGGACAGUGGUAAUCUUGUGGUAAGAAACGAGGGAGAUGCAAACCCAGAUGACUAUUUGUGGCAAAGCUUUGACUAUCUGUCUGAUACAGCAUUGCAAGAGAUGAAGUUGGGAAGGAACCUUCAACUUGAUAUACCUUGGACAUUAACAUCAUGGAAUAGUCCAGUUGAUCCAUCCAUAGGAGACCUAUCUUGGGUUUUACUGUUACAUGAUUAUCCUGAGUAUUACAUGAUGAAGGGAACAGAAAAGUUCUUCAGGAUUGGACCUUGGAAUGGCCUAUAUUUUAGUGGAACACCAGGUUUACGACCCAACUCUAUCUUUGAUUUCAGCUAUGUUGCCAAUAUGGAUGAAAUUUUCUACACAUAUACCCUAACAAACAAAUCUGUUAUUUCCAUAGCUGUACUAAACCAAACCACCAAUAAGUUUUAUCGCUAUGUAUGGGCAGAGGGUGAUCAAAAUUGGAGGACUUUAAAUUCCAUCCCAACAGACAACUGUGACACUUAUGGCCUAUGUGGAGUCAACAGCAAUUGCAUGAUUACACAAGUACAAAUAUGCCAAUGUUUACAAGGGUUUAAUCCAAAGUCACCACAAGCAUGGAACUCAACAAAUUGGACUCAAGGAUGUGUCCGCAAUAAACCAUUAAGCUGCAAAGACAAACUCACAGAUGGGUUUAUCAAAUAUGAAGGAAUGAAAGUUCCAGAUACUACAUAUACUUGGGUGGAUGAGACUAUAGGCCUAGACGAAUGCAGAGUCAAGUGCUUGAAUAAUUGUUCUUGUAUGGCUUAUACUAAUUUAAACAUAAGUGGAACAGGUAGUGGCUGUGUCAUGUGGCUUAGUGAUCUAAUUGACAUCAGACAAUAUGAAAAUUCUGGGCAAGAUCUAUAUAUCCGGAUGCCGGCCUCAGAGUUGGGAUCUAACCAAGAACCUGGACAUGGACACAAGAAGAACACGGCAACAAUAGUUGCUACUACCAUUGCUGGAAUUUGUGUGGUUCUUUUACUAUGUACUUAUUUCAUCUACAGACGCCGGAGAAAAACUGCUGAACAAAACAAUGAAAGACAUGUGGAUGACUUGGAUGUCCCAUUGUUUGAUUUGCCAACAAUUACUGCUGCAACCAAUGGCUUCUCCUUAAAAAAUAAGAUUGGAGAAGGUGGUUUUGGACCUGUAUACAGGGGAAUACUAAUGGAUGGCCAAGAAAUUGCAGUGAAGACUCUAUCUAGUAGCUCCGGACAAGGAUUGACAGAGUUUCUAAAUGAAGUGAAACUGAUUGCAAAACUACAACAUCGAAAUCUUGUGAGACUUCUUGGUUGCUGCAUUCAAGGACAACAAAAAAUGUUGGUUUAUGAAUACAUGCCAAACACCAGCCUAGACUCCUUCAUUUUUGAUGGUAUAAAAUCUAAAUUGCUAGAGUGGCCUCAACGCUACCACAUAAUUGAUGGCAUUGCGAGGGGGCUUAUGUAUCUCCAUCAAGAUUCCCGGUUGAGGAUUAUCCAUAGAGAUCUCAAAGCAAGUAAUGUUCUACUUGAUGAAAAUUUGAAUCCAAAAAUAUCGGAUUUUGGAAACACAAAUAGAGUAGUUGGAACCUAUGGGUAUAUGGCACCAGAGUAUGCUGCUGAUGGGCUAUUUUCAGUGAAAUCUGAUGUCUUUAGUUUUGGCAUUCUAGUGUUGGAGGUUAUAUGUGGAAGGAGAAAUAGAGGACUUUAUCAUGCAGAUGACAGUCUUAACCUUGUUGGCCAUGCAUGGACAACAUGGAAAGAGGGCAAGGCAAUAGACUUGAUCGACUCAAACAUAAAGAAGUCAUGCAAUGAAUCAGAAGUAUUGCGUUGCCUCCAUGUUAGUCUUUUGUGCGUGCAGCAGUACCCUGAAGACAGGCCUACAAUGGCUUCUGUGAUUCUAAUGUUGGGGAGUGAAAUGGAAUUGGUGGAGCCAAAAGAACCUGGUUUUGUUACUAGGAAUGUUUCAGUUGAUACAGAUUCACGCUCAAAUCAGAAGGAUGCAAGUUCAACUAACGAAGUCACCAUUUCCUUGUUAGAAGCUCGAUGA